Momordica charantia (bitter melon) is the source of this 1690-nucleotide messenger RNA. RefSeq names its product integrator complex subunit-like protein. Gene Ontology annotation, biological process: mRNA splicing, via spliceosome. Gene Ontology annotation, cellular component: spliceosomal complex. The record is from RefSeq and is a predicted model, not a curated record. NCBI's taxonomy places the organism in Eukaryota, Viridiplantae, Streptophyta, Magnoliopsida, Cucurbitales, Cucurbitaceae.
AUGAAUUCUCACGAGAGAAAGGUCGGGGUGUGAUUGGAUUGCGAUUAUAUUUUCAGAAAGCAAGAAAUUAGGGUUCCUCCCAUCAGAUUAGAUGAAUCAACAGUCGAAGAAGAAGAAUUUCCGGAAAAGGAAUUAUAGUGAUACAGAAGAUGGGGGAGAUGGGGCAAACUCCGUUAGUACCAGAUCGGAGGAGGAAGAAGAAGAGCACAGGAUGGCAUUGGAGGAGGUAAAAUUCUUACAGAAACAGAGGGAGAGGAGGGCCGGAAUUCCUGCAGUUCCCGCGGUGACGAUGCAGACCAGCAACGCCGGUGCCGGCGCCGGCGCCGGCGCCGGCGGAGGUCUUGUUAGGAAAACCACGGACACUAACAAUAAAGCUGGUGGCGGCGGGGGCAACAAAAAUGAAAGCGGUGGAGGCGAGGGCGACAAGGAUGAUUUGGUCCUUCAGGAUACUUUCGCUCAGGAAACUGCUGUCAUGGUUGAAGAUCCAAAUAUGUUGAUGUAUAUCGAACAAGAACUGGCGAAGAAAAGGGGAAGGACUGUAGAGGCUGUAGAAGGAGCUGAGAAUGACUUAAAACAGGCAGAAGACGAACUAUACAAAAUCCCAGAGCAUCUUAAAGUGAAAAGACGAAAUUCUAAUGAAAGUUCCACUCAGUGGACUACAGGGAUCGCAGAGGUUCAGCUUCCAAUUGAAUUUAAGUUGAAGAACAUUGAGGAAACUGAGGCUGCAAAAAAGCUUUUGCAGGAAAAGAGAUUUGUGGGUCGGUCAAAAUCAGAGUUUAGCAUCCCGUCAAGUUAUAGUGCUGAUUACUUCCACCGUGGCAGGGAUUAUGCUGAAAAACUUAGAAGAGAUCAUCCUGAGCUAUACAAGGAUAGAAGUUUGCAAGAUGAUGGUUCCGGCUCCAAACCAACUGAUACUGGCACAGAGGCUGCAGGACAAAGGCAGGCCGCCACAGAUGAAUUCAUGCUAGAACGCUUCCGGAAACGGGAACGUCAUCGUGUGAUGCGGAGAUAACACACUUCUCAGACUGCUGUUUCUCCACAAUUGGAAGAAACGUACUUGAUCGAUAAAAGUAGUAUCAAGGAUAUAAAGAUUUCUGUCCUACAAACAUCCAUUCACGACACAAGUCGGUCAUCUCAGGUCCUCAGGUUGUAGAGGAAAUGAAAUUCAUUCUUAGUUCAUAGUUGUAAAGUCGGCUGCCUUAAUUAUGAUUCGAAGAGACUUCUGGCCUAGCCAUUUGAGUUUAGACGGAGACUAACCCUUUACUGCUACUUUUUCAGCCUUCGUCAAGUGCAGAGCUAGACCGAGAGUGCAAGGUAAAAGAAAAAAGAAUCAUCCUUUUAUGGAGACAUUGAGAUUGCGAAUAUCUAUGUAGGAAGAUUAUAGACAAUAUGUUUUUAGAUAAUGUCUUAGCUAAUUAAUUUCAGUUUUAUUAUCUUACUCUAUACUAUUGUCUUCUGUUCAUAUUGUGAGCUACAAAAGUAUGAGACAAGAAAUAAGGGUAGCUUGGGCAUAUAUUUUUCAGAAUAUUACACCACAACUAGAGAGGCAGAGAUUCGAACCUAGAUGCGAAAGCAUAUAAUUUUUCGUGGGAUUACUUUGUUCAUUGUUACUACUGCACCAUCAAUUGGGCAGGAGCUUUAGGUUGGUUUUUGAGCCAUAAAUGGUAAUUAGAGUUAAUUUGAAGUGGAA